AACACCUGUGAUACGUUUUCGGGAGAAGAGCUUUUUAACAGGAUACGUAGCCUGGUAUUACUAGUAGUGAUUUUAGCUGUGCUUGAUCGGUGUGACUGUUUCACUGUGUAGGCACGUUAUAACUGUGGGGGAGCCGCGAUACAACUUACCAGAGCUACGAGCUGUGGUCUGCUGCCGCCGUCAUGGGAUGUGCUAUGAGUGCCGAGGAGCGGGCCGCGAUGGCUCGAAGUAGACAAAUUGAGAAAAAUCUCAAAGAAGAUGGAAUUCAAGCUGCUAAAGAUAUAAAAUUAUUACUUUUAGGUGCUGGGGAAUCGGGGAAGAGUACGGUCGUAAAACAAAUGAAAAUUAUCCACGACAGUGGGUUUACUCCAGAAGAUUUUCAACAAUACAAACCCGUGGUGUUUAGCAACACGAUUCAAUCAAUGGUAGCUAUGCUUCGUGCUAUGCCUAAUCUCAACCUAAACUUCGCAAACAACGAGAGAGAGGCCGACGCGAAGUUGGUUUUCGAUGUAGUGGCUCGAAUGGAAGAUACAGAACCCUUUUCUGAAGAGCUACUGUGUGCUAUUAAACGGCUGUGGAUGGACACAGGUGUCCAAGAAUGUUUCGCGCGGUCAAACGAGUACCAGCUAAACGACAGCGCUAAAUAG
Limulus polyphemus (Atlantic horseshoe crab) is the source of this 647-nucleotide messenger RNA. Its product is annotated as guanine nucleotide-binding protein G(o) subunit alpha-like. Gene Ontology annotation, cellular component: heterotrimeric G-protein complex. Gene Ontology annotation, molecular function: GTPase activity; G-protein beta/gamma-subunit complex binding; guanyl nucleotide binding. Gene Ontology annotation, biological process: adenylate cyclase-modulating G protein-coupled receptor signaling pathway. The transcript is spliced from 5 exons. NCBI's taxonomy places the organism in Eukaryota, Metazoa, Arthropoda, Merostomata, Xiphosura, Limulidae. The record is from RefSeq and is a predicted model, not a curated record. Bases 183 to 647 code for a protein of 154 amino acids.